Sinocyclocheilus rhinocerous is the source of this 265-nucleotide messenger RNA. Its product is annotated as protein unc-45 homolog B-like. The transcript is spliced from 3 exons. NCBI's taxonomy places the organism in Eukaryota, Metazoa, Chordata, Actinopteri, Cypriniformes, Cyprinidae. Gene Ontology annotation, molecular function: Hsp90 protein binding. Gene Ontology annotation, cellular component: cytoplasm. The annotation marks the transcript as partial. The record is from RefSeq and is a predicted model, not a curated record.
CACAGAGUGCAUGUGCAAUCUGGUUUGCUGCAAAGAGGUUCAAGACAGAUAUCUGGAAGACGGCAAUGAUAAACUUCAGCUUCUUGUCCUGCUCUGCGGUGAAGAUGAUGAGCAGCUUCACAGGGCAGCUGCUGGUGCACUGGCUAUGCUCACCGCCGCACAGAAGAAACUGGCUUUUAAGAUGACUAAAGUGACUGGGCAGUGGCUUGAGAUCAUACAGAGAUUGUGCAUCCAUGACAACCCUGAAAUUCAGCACAGAGGUCUU